This is a messenger RNA of Vicia faba (fava bean), 1416 nucleotides long. NCBI's taxonomy places the organism in Eukaryota, Viridiplantae, Streptophyta, Magnoliopsida, Fabales, Fabaceae. The record is from the annotation of a GenBank genome assembly.
AUGGAUCAAUUCUAUGAAGAGGUUGAAGAACCAGUGAGUCCUCAUGGACAAUAUUUCAAUAACUCAGUGAUAUGUUCAUAUAUUUUUAGCUUUCUGGAAUUAGCUAUUCCUUUUGAUGUCUCACUAGCUAUACCUUUGAUCAAAGAUGUUUUCAUCCCUAUCAACCCACGUUUCUCCUCUAUUAUGGUAAGACACGAAGAUGGUGAGAUGAGAUGGCAAAAAGUUGAAGUGAAGCUUGAAGAGCAUUUAAAGAUUCCAAAAUUUCCUGAAACCACAAACUCAUCAUCAAUUGAACUAUAUGACAAUUAUCAUAAGGACUACGUAAGUAGUAUUUUAACUGAAAUAACACCACAAGAGAAACCACUUUGGGAAAUUCAUAUUAUAAAUUAUCCAACAACAAAUGCUGUUAGCACCAUAAUAUUCAAACUUCAUCACUCACUUGGUGAUGGUUACUCUCUCAUGGGUGCUCUUCUUUCUUGUCUUCAAAGAGCCGAUGAUCCUUCUCUUCCUCUCACUUUUCCUUCACGACCACAAUUGGAUUCAGAUAAAAGCUUACUUAAGAAGCUAUAUUUCGGUGUAAACUCGUUUUUUAGCUCCAUGUCAGAUUUUGGAUCAAGCAUAAUCAAGGCAAGAAUCAUUGCAGAUGACAUAACACCUAUUAGGUCAGGAUAUGAAGGAAUUGUUUCUCAGCAUUUUAUCUUGUCAGACAUAUCAUUUUCACUUGAUGAAAUCAAAGAAAUCAAAUCAAAACUUGGAGUGACACUAAACGAUGUGGUGUGUGGGAUGAUCUUCUACGGACUUAGGCUUUACAUGGAAGAGAUGAAUGAGAGGACAAAAACAUCAAAUUCAACAGCAUUGGUAAUGCUGAACACAAGAAAUAUUAAAGGUUAUCAGUCAUUAAAGGAAAUGCAAAAACCAGAAUCCAAAGGUCUUUGGGGGAAUAAAAUCUCUUUCUUACAAAUACCAAUACCUAAGCCAAACCAAUCAGAAAUUUCCAACCCUCUUGAGUUUGUUUGGGAAGCCAGUGAUGUAUUAAAGAAAAAGAAACGUUCUUUCGGUGUUCAUCUCAUAGGUUUACUCAUUGAUUUGGAGAUGAAACUAAUAGGCCCUGAGGCGGUAGCUAAAGAAAUCUAUAACACCAUUGGAAACUCGAGUGUUCUUAUCUCAAACAUGGUUGGGCCAGUAGAAAAGAUGGCUUUGGCAAAUCAUCCUGUAAAUGGACUGUAUUUCACCUCGACAUGUGGACCUGAGGAUGUAAACAUUGCAAUAAUGAGCUACGUGAAAAUAGUAAGGAUGACCAUGAAAACUUUAAAGGGAUUUAUAGAUGAAUAUAAAUUGAAGUUUUGCAUGGAGAAAGCAUUUGAAGUCAUGUACAAAACGUCUAUGGUGAUCUCUGAGAUUCCUACCAAAAACUAA